This is a messenger RNA of Suillus clintonianus, 753 nucleotides long. RefSeq lists its product as uncharacterized. NCBI's taxonomy places the organism in Eukaryota, Fungi, Basidiomycota, Agaricomycetes, Boletales, Suillaceae. The record is from RefSeq and is a predicted model, not a curated record. Bases 157 to 624 code for a protein of 155 amino acids. The transcript has 3 exons.
UAGAAUAUUGCUGCCAAGAUUAAAACGGUACUUGGGAUGCUACCUGAGACUCAGAGUCACUAGCAGUCACUACGGUUGCCAGUUUAAGACAAAUUCUGAAAGGAAAACAUUUACAGAGUCUCCGCGCGUACGGUAUAUACGUACAGUACUGAAUUAAUGCGCACCAUCAGGUAUCGGAGUUCGAGAAUUGGACCCUAUUGGACCUGCCAACGGCCGCCGUCACUGAUGGUGCUCGUGUGCUCAACCCUUAUUUUUCACAGUAAAUCAUGGCAGUCCGACCUCAGACUUAGACGCUGCCGGCUCCACAUUCCUUGUGCCACUCAGCUCUUGCCGCACCUCCGUUCCUCAGUCUCCCACUGUCUCCCACUGUCUCGGUCACUCGCGGUCGUCUCCGUCGACACCAAACAAACAUAUACCUCCAUUAAUUCUGUGAGAACAAGUCUCAGCCCGGUGUGGAAUCUAGGCCCUUUAGAUGUCGUUUCGAGUUGUUUCGCUGGCUUAGCGUUAAACAUAUUUUGCGACGUCCAUUUGACUGUAUUCUACCAUCACAACAUGUCACAACUCGUGUGCCCUCGUCAAUUGUCUACCGGAACAUCGGAAAUAAAUAAUGCCUAUCUUAUAUAAUAAUGGCUCAAGGUACACAAGGUCUCUCCUCCGUGAUGCGACUCGUUGGUUUCUAACACAUCAGCUAAUUGAUUCAGCAUCCCUGCAUAUCAUCUGUUAGAUAUUCAGCAACUUCUGAUCUAGUUGACU